Molecule: messenger RNA, 4229 nt
Organism: Saccostrea cuccullata (small rock oyster)
Lineage: Eukaryota; Metazoa; Mollusca; Bivalvia; Ostreida; Ostreidae
Exons: 12
Coding region: 134-2983 (949 amino acids)
Source: RefSeq, a predicted model, not a curated record
ACGUAACCGUGACCCACGCACAGGGUUAGUGCAUCCAUUUUCAGAAAAAGGAGAGUACCCAUGUUCAGGAGGUAUACGUAUAAAUAAGGAUGGACUUCCAGAUAUCUUAGCAACACAACGAGUUUUGCAGUACAUGAUCUCUGGAAAAAUAACAGUUCGUCAUGCACGGGGGAUUGUUGUCGGAUGUGCUGGUGCUGGUAAAACAACACUCCUUUACAGACUAAUGGGAAGAGCUCCUCAGGAAAUAAACGAAAUAAAGUCAACAAGAGGACUUCAAAUCUACGAAUAUGUAUUCAAUGUAAAAGAUGGAACCCUUAGAGCUGACAAAGAACACACACAAAGCAAACAAUUGAUUUGUGUUCCAAAAUCCACCGCUUUUAAGAGGAAAGAAGAAAGAUUUAGUUUUAAUCAAGAGGCAGAUCUCCAUUCAAUGGAUUUAGAGGAUGGUGCUGACAAUGCCAAUGAGUGUCGAGCAAAUACUAAACCAUUAGCAAUAGAUCUUAAAGACAUAUUGGAUGAAAGGGAAAACGAAACAAGUGUCAGCCUGGUAGAUUUUGCUGGACAAUUUGCUUAUUAUGCAUGUCAUCAAAUUUACAUGAGGUCAGAGGCUUUUUAUACUCUAGUGUUGGAUAUGACUAAAGAAUUUGAGGAUGUCGUUAGCAAUGAAAAAGACGAGCGAAAGGGUUCUGUCUUUUCUACGUGGACUAACAAAGACUAUCUUCGAUUCUGGGUCAACUCCAUAAAAUCGUUCGGUGGUUCUGGUGCUACGGUACUUCUUGUAGCUACACACGCAGAGGGCAAAACAAAGGACGAAAUCGAAAAGUUUUUUGAGAGCUUUUGGUUUGCUGUACCAGAAGAGGACAAAGCAUGGCUUUACAAGUCUAUUAAUGGAAACGAAUUUGCAAUUGGACAAAAAGAAAUGAACAAAGGAUGUAAGAAUUCUCUACAGUCCAUAAAAUGUUCAAUUGCAGACAUAGUAUCACGCAAAUUAGACACAAAAAUCGAAGUUCCUUCUUCAUGGGCUUUGCUUGAACAUUAUUUGAAAAAAUUAAAACAGCCGCUGCUGUCCACUGAGGAAAUCAAGAAAGUCAAUUCUGAAAUCCCCGAAAAAUAUCAAUUGAAAACAAACGAAGAAAUUUUAGAUUUUUUACUAUUUUAUCAUGUACAUGGAAUUUUUCUAUAUUUUGAUGAAGAUGGACUAAACGAGCAUGUUAUUCUUGGAAUACAAUGGUUCUCUAAUGCAUUCAGCAGAAUUAUUGCUGAUAAAAACCACGUCACCAAAGAUUGUAAAAGAAUAUAUGUAAAAGAAUGGAAAUGUUUCAACGAGACUGGGGAACUAAAGGAUACACUUCUCGAAGCUCUUUGGAAAGAGGAACCAUUGUAUGUUAAAUACAAAGUUGAGCUUAUGUCCUUUAUGGAGAGGCUUCGAAUGCUUGUCGUGAUAAGUGAGAAGAAAACUGCAAUGUGUUGGUAUGUCCCAUGCAUGAACAAGAAACCCUUUAAAAAAGACAUCUUUGACGAGAAGUGGAGUUAUUCGUCGAUUUUGUGUUUUCGAUUCAACUCCUUUGCCACGUUUGUGUUUUAUAGGCUCGUGGCCUAUUGCAUGAGUUUCCUCGGAUGGCGUGUUGCCUGUGAUAAAGGCAGUCAAUGUCUCUAUCACACAGCAGCAGUGUUUGAACAUCAACAUCACACAGUUGUUCUUGGUAUAUGUCAUGAUGACAUACAGCUGCAAGUCAUGCGCAUUGCUCCUUUACCAAUAGAAUGUGAAGUAUGUCAUAAAAUCGGAAAUGACAUUGAAUAUGGACUAUCAGAACUCACGAAGACUUUUGCUGAAAAAAAGAAUUUUCAGAGAGGCUUCAAAUGUCAAAACAUUAUAUGCAAUGAAAAGGAUAUGUCAUUUAUUCCUGAGAGUGAAAUGUGCGAAAUAGAAUAUAAAACAGUCCAAUGCAUGCACUGUCACAUCGGUGAAAAACACGAAAUAAACAUUCCCAGUAUCCUGCGAUUCUGGAAACAGGAGGAACCAAAGCCCUCACAGUUCCAUUCACAGACAAAGAGGUCAGCGCAGAAACGGAAUCGUUCAAAUGUUUCAACACAUUCUGAGCCGAAGACGAAAUUAUCAAAGACGGGACCACUGUAUCCCUUUUCCAAGACAACGUUGCAGAGAGAUGUCAUGACAAGUGAGCUUAAAGCCGAAGUCAGCAGAAGUGUUGGGAUGAUUUACAUCGACGGUCAUCCUGCAGGAACAGGAUUCCGUGUGGGAGGCAAAUACAUUAUGACUUGUUUACACGUAGUGCAGAGCACAAUUAAAGCAGAACAUCGUAAAUUGAUGGACCACUCCAGAAUCUUUAUACAAUUUGAGAGGAAGCUUUACCUUCAAGACCGUGAAGAAAAAAAUACUUUCAACUUUGAACAAUCUGUUCAUUAUGUACACGAUGGAUUUGAUGUUGCUAUUCUGGAACUAAAGAGGCAUCACCUUGCAGACGUCGGGUUUCCUCCACCUUUGUCUUCAUUCAGUACGAUUCAGCAGUUUCCUUCAGAGGUACAUCUUAUUGGUCAUCCUGGUGGUGCUCAGAUGAAGGAAGACAGCGAAGUUUAUCCCGGAAUUAUUGAACCAAAUAAUUAUGUUGACAAAUACAUUGAAUACCUAAGUCAGUGGAGUGUUGACAAUUUUCCUGAUGGUGUCGACUAUUACAGAGAACUUCGUGAUCCACCGAGAAAAAUCUUAUUCCAUACAACCUUUGACAGAGGGUCGUCUGGUUCACCUGGCGUCAUAUUUAGACAAAAACGACCAAGCGUUGUUCUCAUCGUAAGGGGCGGUGCUCCUAGUUGUUUUUACGAGAACAAAUUCCCAGACUUGUCAAUAGAAGACAAAAAGAAGGUUGAAUAUGGAUAUGCAAUGGAAGAUAUUCAUCAAGAUAUGCGUACCUCACAAAAGAGAAGAAUAAAAAAACUAGCAUCAGAAAUAUUCAAAGAAUGGAUUUAAAACAGUUGCAUAUCCUGCAAGAGGAGUCGAAAUUUUGCAACACCAUUGCAACAAAUGUUUAUAACAUCGAUGUGUAUCUAAUACUUGGAAGAAACAAAAAGUAACGUUAAAUUAAAAAAAACAAACUUUUCCCCUAGAAAUGUUAUAAAUAGAAGUAUUCAUAUUCCUAUGUAAGCUGCAUCCCCAGUUUAUAUAGAUCAUUCUUUUCACCAGUUAUAUGACUUUCAUGAUAAUGUUCUUAAAUUUCAUACAAUUUCCGCUUGGAGAGAAUGUUAGUUAUUAAUUGUGUGUAUUUCUUUUAAAAGACGGAAUGGUUAAACAACACAUGCUCAUAUUUGUGUAGACCUAUGCUAUUUAGUAUUGCAAAGAUAGGUCUGCGCACCUUUUGCGGGAGAUGCAAGACUGGUGAUAGUGUAAUGUGUAAUUGAGUUCUUAACGCUUAUUUUGUUUAAAAAUAAUACAUGGUAAACAAAUUUCUCAAUUACUAAUUAGAUUUAUAUUAUUUAUAAAUUAUCCGUGUCAUAGGUAGAAGUUGAGAAAGAAUAAAAAAAACUAGCUAAUUACAUUAAAAGUUUACCUAAACUUCUUAAAUGAUACAAUUAAAAUAGAUACAUAAGCACUAAGGACAGGUCGGAUCUAUUCGGGCCCCUAACGUAUUUUUCUUCCUGACAAAUAUUUAUACCUUUGGCUUAUGGCUUGCCAAACUAUCUCAAAUAAUUGAACAGAUUUGGCUCUAUUCUGGUCACUGAUCAACUGUCUGAGUCAAGAAGUUUAUAUACCAGAAAUUAAUAUCAUUUAUUCUUUUCUCCACUUUAACAGGCAUGACACAGCUUUUUAGUGUCUCCUACUUUUAAACUAGUAAGAGAACUAUUAGAAAGAGGUGUCAGGUUAUUCCGUUAUGAUUCUUAUUGCGGCCACUAAAACGUUUGAUGUGAAAGAUCAAAGACAUCACCAAUGUAUUUGCUACAGACGUAAAGAACUAUACACCAAUUUCAUAACAAUAGCAGGUUUUUUUAGAGAUCAACUGAGUGCAGUAAAACUUUCGAACAAAUUUUAAAACAUGCAAAUAUCUUGGAAUAUGUGGAAACCCAUAUUUAUCCUUGUUGAUGUACAGUUUGUUAUAAAGUGGUGCCUGUAUGAUUUGAAUGCAUUAUUGAAUUGUUUUUUUUCUUCAAAUCACAAGUGUGUCAUUUAUUAAUGCUCUGAAAAAUAGAAUUACACGUGUAGGGCUUGAGAUUAUAAUACC